CCCCCCGCCUUUCCUUCCCGUCUGGUUACGGAAGCCGAGAGGCGUUCCCCCUGUUGCUUUUCAGCCUACCGCGGAGCUGGGCCGGGAGGGCCGCCCAGCCGGGCUGGCGGCGCCGGUGGCUGCAGCAGAGGAAGAAAAUGGCGGCGCCGCUGCUCUCUCUCUCCGAGGGAGAAGGAGCCCGGGCGCGGCGGCGGGAACAACUCCGUGCAUGGGCCGAAGCCGAGGCGGCCGCAGCUGCUGCUACUGCCGCCGCCACCGCCGCCGUUCUUCUCCCGACCCCGCCUCCCGCCGACUCCGCGCCUUCACCCGCUCCGGCUGGGUUGCCGGCGUCCGCAGACGAAGCGCCGGGGAUGGGCUCCGGCAGCCGCCCGCGCGCGGUCCGUUUUGAGGCGGCCGCUGAGUUUUUGGCCUGCUGCGCCGGCGCCGAGCUGGAAGCGGCGCGGGAGAUGCUCGGCGCCGACCCGGCCGCCGUGAACGGCACCAACGCGGACGGCAUCAGCGCUCUCCACCAGGCCUGCAUUGAUGAAAACAUGGAAGUGGUUGAAUUUCUGAUAGAAAAUGGAGCUGAUGUAAACCAGGCAGACAAUGAAGGUUGGACUCCGCUGCACGUUGCUGCCUCCUGUGGCUACAAUGAGAUUGCACAAUAUCUCUUGGACCACGGUGCCAACAUUGCUGCGGUGAAUAGUGAUGGCGACGUGCCACUGGACAUUGCUGAGGCUGACAGCAUGGAGGCCUUGCUGCGAGCAGAAAUCGAGAAACGAGGGGUAAAUGUAGAGGUAGCCAAACGAGAAGAAGAAGAGAUGAUGCUUCGUGAUGCUCACCAUUGGCUAAAUGCUGGCAAAAUAUCUGAUGAGCCUCACCCCAAGACUGGGGCCACUGCCCUCCAUGUGGCAGCUGCUAAAGGCUACGUUGAGGUCAUGAGGCUGCUCUUGCAAGCUGGCUAUGACACCAAUGUGCAGGACAAAGAUGGCUGGGCACCCCUACAUGCAGCAGCUCACUGGGGAGUGGAGGAGGCCUGCCGGCUUUUGGCUGAGCACUUCUGUGACAUGGAGGCCCUCAACAAUGUGGGGCAGCGUCCCUGCGAUCUUGCAGAUGAAGAUACUUUGGCGCUGCUGGAAGAGCUGCAGCAUAAACAAGAUGAUUUGCGCAGCAAAAAGGAAGCCCAUCGGCAGGCUGUGGUUGACACCAGCUUGGAACAGGCCCCCUCGUAUACAAGCAAGCAUCGAAGGAGCUCCGUGUGCCGCAUGAGCAGCAAGGAAAAGAUCUCCAUCCAAGACCAGUCAAAGGAGCGGAAAACCUUGGGUACCAUUGCUGUUGGCGAAGAAGAGACCAGUUCGGCUUCGGAGGGGGAUGAAACACCAGAGUCCAAUGAGGUGAAGGCCGUUCCCCCAGCAGAAAGCAGUGCAGUGAAUGGAGUGUCUGUGACUCCUGUUAGGCCUCUGUCCCCGUGUCCUCUUGGGCCAAAGCCACAGUUUGUCUUCAUUUUGCCUCUGCCACCUAUCCCAAGCCCUCUGGUACCUUCCACGUGGAGACAUUGCUUGCGUAAAACAGGGAAACUUCUGUUGCCCCAGAAGGGACAAAUAACUGCUUUGUCUGGAGGUCCCAGCCGCACCACGGAGCCAAGUAGUUUGCCAACUCCAGCCACGUGGAGACAGAGCCUGCGCAAAACAAGCAGUUUCGGUGUAUUGCAGGAUGCCAAGCUGGAUGAAGGAGUGGCUAAGGGGGGCAGUGGCAUCAAGCGUUCAGCAUCCAGUCCCCGGCUUGAUACAGAAGAAAAGCAAGACAUCCAGGAGCUCUUGAAGAAGUGGAGCAAGAAUCCCAUUGGCCCAUGGUUAGCCAAUAGGAACACAGCUUCUGAGCCACCUGGUGACCCGAACAAAGAGCCACGCCUGGCACGAGUCAUCCCAACUCCCACUCGCCGAAUCUUUGCCCUCCCAGACACAGAACCCCACCGAGAUCCUCGGCGUGCGUCAUACCAGACGCCAGUGCGAGACGAAGAGUCUGAAUCCCAAAGAAAGGCCCGUUCUAGGCUCAUGAGACAAUCCAGACGUUCCACACAGGGAGUAACCCUUACGGACCUAAAGGAGGCCGAGAAGACAAUGGUCUGGACCAGUGAUUCCAAAACUCCUUCAGAACAGAGGAACAAGGAGGAUGAAAAACGGGACAAAGAUGGGGAACAGCAAUCUCAGGAGACCACGGACUCCGCUAGGCGAUUCCGGCUCCUCAGUUCAGACAGUUCUUCAGUUUAUACUGUGAAUCCGUUAGUGGUGAAUUCGCAGCUCCAAAAAGGAACAGAAGCCAAUAAGGCUGGCUCUGAUACAGACCUUCGGAACAGAUUGGCUAUCCGAGACCGCAGGAAAGGCCGGCGAGAGAGGCGCAUCACCGGUCUGGGAGGAAACUCAGAGGGGGAGGAAGAUGAAGACACUGAACAACUCCACAAUGAAGAUCCAUCUGUACAUAGCAGCGAUCACUUAAACAGCCUUCUGCCAAACCGGACAGCACCACCUGGCUGCCAGAGAGGGAACAGCGUACUGCCAGGCUGCAGAGAAGAACCAGACAACUAUUAUAAGAAACUGUAUGAAGAUCUCUUGAUUGAGAAUGAAAAGCUGAAGGAACAAUUGCAGGAGGCGCAGCUCCAACUCACACAGAUUAAGCUGGAGCUGGAAAGAGUGACCCAGAGGCAGGAGCGCUUUGCUGAACGGCCGGCUCUUCUAGAACUAGAGAGAUUUGAGCGUCGAGCUUUGGAAAGGAAAGCUGCUGAGCUGGAGGAAGAAUUGAAGGCUCUUUCAGAUUUGAAGGCCGACAACCAGCGUCUUAAAGACGAAAACGCCGCUCUUAUUCGUGUGAUCAGCAAGCUCUCCAAGUGACCACCAGCUGCUGUCACUGACCCUCCCGGUUUCUCUGUGAAGCAGGGACCUUCUUCCACACACCCCACCACCACCUGUACCAAGAUCAGGGGCAGGAGAAAUAGAUGAGGGGAGGGGUGCUCACCUUCCUCUCACCACCCAGACACUCCAAAUGCGGGCUUUUUCUGAGGCUCGGCCAAAUAGGCACCACCAACUAUUGUUUUCCCCAGAAAUUUGUCUUGAUGCCCCACUUCUCCUCUCCCAGCCCUUCCUCUUCCCAGAGACAGUAUUUAUUUUGUGGCUUCCUUCAGUGAUGCUCUUUGCUUUGUUGCUUUUCCUCCAGGGAACAAGGGGCAUAGGGAUGAUAGGAACCAGUCUUUCUGGGAACCCAUAGGAGUGGGGUGGCCACCAUUCUUGCUGUGGGGAAAUGGGAUUAACAGGCCUUCUUGAAAACCAGGCCAUUAGGGUGUCCCUUACUUUUAAACUUGGCAGCGGCCACACCAUUGGUUGGAAGAAAUAUUUCAGGUUGCAGGUCCCAGCGUUCUUCCAUCACCAUCAUCCUGACUAGCAAAUGCUGCAAGAGGCUGGCAAGCAUUAAUGGAUCGGGUGGAGGGUGGCAUCUGGUCUUUGCAAGCUAAAAGAAGUGAGCAGUUGGAUUGUAGCUGGGAUGCCACAGCAGUCUUGGCCAGCCCAAAGCCAUGAGAGAUCUCUUGGCCAUUCAUCUGGGGCAGCUGGACAGUUGUGCCUGAUUACCUGUGAGGAUGACGAUGAAUGUUAAUGGUGGGGUGAGAGAAGCAGCAAUGUUGAGGAGGUUCUGCUCCUUUUUCUUUGCAUCUUAACACUCAGGUGCAAAGAUUGGGUUGUCCCCUCUCUGGUCUUUGAAUGUCUAUAAACUUAGGUGGAUUUUUCAGAAUUGUACCAGGGCUUUCUUGCCUAACUCAGGCCAAAGGAAACCUGCCUCUUCCUUCCUUCCUUCCUUCCUUCUGCCAUUUGGACCGUAGCCUUCUGCCAACACCCUGCCUGGUGAUGAUGCUGGCACUAUCAUUGUGAGGUUUGAAGCCAAUAAGAGAGGCCGUAGCCAAAACCCACACUUGACACAGUGACUUGAAUUGCCAGCCUUCACUCCUGCUUCUCCAGCAGCUGUGCCUCCUUGACCUUUCAUUUUCUAGCUCCCUGGGCACCAUUUGUCUCCCAGAAGAAAUCUGGAGUUCCAGCUUAGUGGCUGUCCCAUAUUUCGCUUCCUUGCACGCAUGCAAUCCAAUACUUUCAAUGUUAAAACAGAGGGCUAGAAGUACUUCAAAGUGAAACUGAGGGCUAGAAGUAAUUCCAAGAGAAAAACGGGUCCAAAGUACUCCCCCGAAAAUCCUGUUUGUGUGUAUGUGUGUAUUUUUCCUGCGCUAUCAUGAGCCAAGAUUCCUUUGCCAAAAUAAAUAAUCCCUCCCUUUUCUGACAUGCCCCCUUCUUCUGAUUCCCCACUUUUCUUCCCUCCAUCUGUCCUGGUCCGGGGAUUCCCCCACCUCACUCCAUAAAUAUCUGUACAUAACAGAAGUAUUUUCUAUAUGGCUGCAUUGCCAACAAAUACCAGAAGAAAGAUGCAGAGAAACUUAAAUGUGCAAUAUCGCAUGAGUAUUUUUUUCCCAAAGAAGUCUCUAUAUUGUACUUGUUUAUUUAGCAGCAUAGCUGCCAUUGUUUUAAAGAACAGGGAAUUGAAAUUUACCGUGUUUGAAUAUAAUAAAAAUAUAUUAAAAAAUGG
Molecule: messenger RNA, 4599 nt
Organism: Ahaetulla prasina
Lineage: Eukaryota; Metazoa; Chordata; Lepidosauria; Squamata; Colubridae
Gene: PPP1R12C
Product: protein phosphatase 1 regulatory subunit 12C
Exons: 23
Coding region: 138-2867 (909 amino acids)
Biological process (GO): signal transduction
Cellular component (GO): cytoplasm
Molecular function (GO): protein kinase binding; phosphatase regulator activity; enzyme inhibitor activity
Source: RefSeq, a predicted model, not a curated record